AUGGCCACUCCCGAAGCAACAACUGCUGCUCCCAACAGCACAGCUGUGCAGGACGAGGUUUCUAGUGUUGUUCCAGACAACGGGGAGACGAAGCCCGCUGCUGAGCCUGCUGCGCCAACCGAGGCCACGCCGGCCACUGCCGAAACUCCAGUUGUCGUCGAGGCAGCUGCGGGUGUCGAUGUACCGGUGGAGAAGAAGUCCACCCCGAUCGAAGAGCUUUGGGCGCUCGCAAAGGCGCACGAGCACCCCGAGAUCUGGGGGGUCACACUCGCAGACCCGGCUACCCAUGUCCCGACCCAGGUCAUCCUGCAAAAGUAUCUGAAUGCCUACGACGGGGAUCUCGCCAAAUCCAAAGAGACGCUGACCAAGACGCUGGACUGGCGGGCCAAAAUGAAACCAAUGGAGUUGGUCAAGAAGAAGUUCAACCGCAAUAAGUUCGCUGGGUUGGGAUACACAACGGUCUACGGUGAUGCCGACGCGGCGGCCGACCCGGAGGCCAGAGAGGUGUUUACUUGGAACAUCUACGGGAGUGUCAAGAAUCUGGACGAGACGUUUGGAAAUCUGGCCGACUUCAUUGAAUGGCGAGUGGCCCUGAUGGAAGAUGCCCUGCAAGUGCUGGGAAUCGACAAGGCGACCAAGCCGAUUACCGCGACCUACGACCCGUACAAGAUCCUUCAGGUGCACGAUUACAAGUCGAUCAGUUUCCUUCGCCAGUCUCCCGUUGUGAAGGCGGCCAGCACCGAGACGAUCAAGAUCUUCGCGCAGAACUACCCGGAGUUGCUCAAGGAAAAGUUCUUUGUGAAUGUUCCUGCAUUCAUGGGCUUCAUCUACACGUUCAUGAAAUUGUUUGUGGCCGCAAAGACGAUCAAGAAGUUCCACCCGAUGAGCAACGGCGCCAACCUGGCCCGGGAGAUGGCGACGAGCAGCAAGGUGACAGGGUUGGGAGAGAUGCUGCCGAAAGAAUACGGUGGGAAAGGAGAAGAUCUCAGUGCUGCCGGGAGACAGCCCACUCUCGAGGAUGAGGCUGCGACUGAGACUCCGGCUGCGGCUGCGGCGCAGUAA
Messenger RNA from Cladophialophora psammophila CBS 110553, 1062 nucleotides. RefSeq lists its product as uncharacterized. The transcript has 3 exons. The coding region runs from base 1 to 1062 and encodes 353 amino acids. Gene Ontology annotation, cellular component: cytosol; plasma membrane; cortical endoplasmic reticulum. The record is from RefSeq and is a predicted model, not a curated record. Gene Ontology annotation, biological process: regulation of exocytosis; Golgi to plasma membrane protein transport. Lineage: Eukaryota; Fungi; Ascomycota; Eurotiomycetes; Chaetothyriales; Herpotrichiellaceae. Gene Ontology annotation, molecular function: phosphatidylinositol transfer activity.